Molecule: messenger RNA, 1122 nt
Organism: Halichondria panicea
Lineage: Eukaryota; Metazoa; Porifera; Demospongiae; Suberitida; Halichondriidae
Product: staphylococcal nuclease domain-containing protein 1-like
Exons: 9
Coding region: 340-834 (164 amino acids)
Biological process (GO): mRNA catabolic process
Cellular component (GO): nucleus; cytosol
Molecular function (GO): RNA binding; nuclease activity
Source: RefSeq, a predicted model, not a curated record
AGUACUUAUCCUCUGUUUAACUUAGAGCCAUCAUUGUAAAAAUCACAACUGUAUUCUAACUCCUGGCCCCUGUAGUUUGUAGCCUCAGGGUCCAGAGCCAAGCUCUACCUUUCCAAGGACACCUGCCUCAUCAACUUCAUUAUGGCUGGACUAUGUGGAGCCAGCUGCUGACGAGGUGGCGGAGGAGGGAGAGGUGGCUGCUGUGACCCCGGGGGAGGAUAGUGCUCCGCCCGAGAGUCGAGAAAGGUCAAUCAUAAGAAGAUUGUUGUCACUGAAGUGGUUAGCCCAAACAACUUUUGGGCACAACUUGUCGACCAAGGUGUUCAGUUCACCACUCUCAUGGAGCAACUGAGAAAUGACCUCUCGGCCAAUCCCCCCCUCGCUGGUUCCUUCAACGCUACAAGGGGGGCGCUCUGCGUGCUAAAGUUCACAGACGGACUAUGGUAUCGGGCAAAAGUGGAGAGAAUCGAAGGAAAGAAAGCUCACGUUCUCUACAUGGAUUACGGGAAUAAACAAGUUGUUCCACUGUCAAGCCUCUCAGCUUUACCAGCAGGUUAUCAAAACCAACCCCCUCAAGCUCAGGAAUACUUCCUAGCCUGUAUCAUUCCUCCUGAUGAUGAGGAUUGGCUCAAGGAUGCGUUCACUCUCUUCUGUCAGGAAGUGACUGGCAAGACACUGCUCCUCAAUGCUGAGUAUAGGAUCACUGGGCAGAGCUACGUUUCCCUCCUCAACAGCGAAGAUAAGACGGAUAUCGCUCGGAAGAUGAUAGCAGAAGGUUUGGCCAGACUCGACAAACGUAAAGAUCGAAGGCUAUCGAAACUUCCAGACUGCUGAGUAAUUGGAUGGUGAGGUCAUGUUGCCUUAGGGCGAUGUCCCAAUUCAACGACAAGACUCGAACCAAUCGUGAUUGAAACUAAUUAAGGGUAAUGUCAUCAUGUAGCCUGCAUGUUUUAGAUUUCAUACUUACACGUAUAUGGUAUAUGUAGUUAUGUAUAGUUCUCAUUUCGGAACAUAUUGUUUUUAAUGCUUCGCAACGGACAUUUCAACAUCUGAGUUAUAAUUACUGUGUUGUCGUGUGUAUAAUAUGUGCGUUUUUAGUGCAUGCAACUUCUAAAAGUGUAC